AUGGCCAUGCCUGCUCUCAAGGAGCUCAUAAUUCUUAGCUGCAAGCUAACUUGUCUUCCACCAGGGCUCUGCAGCAGCAAGAGGCUUGGUCCGAGAGAACUAGGCCUGUACAGUCUGAGCGACCUGACAUACGUGGAGAACUUCCCUUCAGUUGUGGAACUUGAGCUAUUUAACUUCCCUAAGCUUACGAGGAUCAGCGGCCUCUCCAAGUUGCAGAAGUUCAGGAUAGCCCUUUGCCCAAUUUUGGAGGUCGUGGAAGGAGUCCCAUUACUUGACAGCAUGGUGAUGCAGGACCACACCAUGGAGACACUUCCGGAAUAUCUGACAACAGUGACCCCAAGGUAUCUCAAGUUGACUUGCAGCAAGAAGUUGUACGAGUCCUUGUUAACAGGCAGCUCUUCCAAGUACGACAAGAUCAGCCAUAUCAAGUCUCGCACUAUCGACAACAUUAACUGA
Messenger RNA from Miscanthus lutarioriparius, 456 nucleotides. The record is from the annotation of a GenBank genome assembly. NCBI's taxonomy places the organism in Eukaryota, Viridiplantae, Streptophyta, Magnoliopsida, Poales, Poaceae.